AUGUUUCAGUUUCCCGGUUACUUAAGAUGUUUGCCUUUUAGCAGGAUUACUCUAUCUGGGAAUAACCUUUCACGCUAUCUACCAUCAACCAUUGGCCAUAGGCUUCCCAACUUGGAGAUUCUUGCCAUAUGGUCAAAUGAACUUACUGGAACAAUCCCCAUCUCCAUCACCAAUGCUUCCAAGCUCGUUAAGCUAGAUCUGUCCAACAACUCAUUUUCUGGGCUUGUUCCAAAUACAUUUUGCAACUUGAAAUUCCUCGAAUGGCUUAGUCUUGAGUUCAAUAACUUCACAACUGAAUCAUCUACUGCAGAAUGGAGCUUUCUGUCUUCUUUGACAAAUUGCAGGAAACUAAAGACCGUAGUCUUUGAUAAUAAUCCACUGUAUAGCGUCAUACCACAUUCAAUCGGCAAUUUAUCUGAAACUCUUGAGAAUUUUUCUGCAAGAAAUUGCAAGAUCAAGGGCACCAUUCCUACUGAGGUCGGUAACUUGCAUAGCUUGAUUUAUUUAGAUGUUUCGCAAAAUGACUUGAACGGAUUUAUUCCAACAACGACGGGAAAUUUGCGGAAUCUCCAAGGUCUGUGGCUAAAUAAAAAUAAUUUUUCGGGAUUCAUUCCUUACGAGCUUUGCAAAUUACACAUGAUAGAUAAACUGCGGUUAAAUGAUAAUAUGCUCUCUGGACCAAUUCCAACAUGCAUGGCAAAUUUGAUUUCUCUGAGAGAUCUGCAGUUAGGCUCCAACAAAUUUAACUCUAGCAUACCGUCAUCCUUAUGGACUCUUCAGUAUAUCUUACAGGUAAACUUGUCAUUGAAUUCAUUGAGUGGUUUUUUAUCUCCAACUAUACAGAGUUUGAAGGUCUUGAGAGAUCUAGAUUUGUCAAAAAAUCUCUUGUCAGGAAACAUUCCCGCCACCCUUGGGGGUCUUCAAUCUCUUGAAGCUCUAUUUUUGGCAGACAAUAAAUUUGAAGGUGCCAUCCUUGAUGCAUUUGAAGUGUUAAUAAGUUUGGUAUCCUUGGAUCUCUCUAACAAUAAUCUUUCAGGUGAAAUUCCCAAAUCAUUGAAAGCUGUUACCUAUCUCAAGAACUUCAAUGUCUCUGUAAAUCAUUUACAAGGGGAAAUUCCUAACAAAGGUCCUUUCAAACACUCUUCUGCUCAAUCUUUCUUGUUAAAUCACGCAUUGUGCGUUUUAAUGACAGUGAUUGUAACCCUUGUCUUCAUAAAGUAUUAUUAUAAUAGAAAACAUUCUCCAGUUGAUCGAGUCGAUUCGUUACCUUUAGCAACAUGGAGAAGAACAUCAUAUCUAGCAAUCCAACAAGCCACUGAUGAUUUUAGUGAGUGGAACUUGCUUGGUAUUGGUGGCUUUGGUUCAGUAUUCAAAGGGACACUUUCAGAUGGAACUAUAGUUGCAAUAAAGGUUUUUAAUUUACAAGUAGAGAGAGUACUUAGAAGCUUUGAUUCUGAAUGUGAAGUACUACAGAACAUUUGUCAUCGAAAUCUCAUAAAAGUCUUGAGCAGUUGCUAUAACAUUGAUUUUAAGGCCUUGAUACUCGAAUUCAUGCCCAAUGGUAGUCUUGAGCAGUGGUUGUAUUCACACAACUAUUUUCUGGAUAUUCUACAAAGGUUGAAUAUAAUGAUAGAUGUUGCUUUGGCUCUUGAAUAUCUCCACCAUGAUUAUUCAAGACCAAUCAUCCAUUGUGAUUUGAAGCCUCAAAGUAUCUUGUUGGAUGAAGAUAUGGUUGCCCAUGUGAGUGAUUUUGGCAUUUCCAAGCUCUUAGAUGAAGGAGAUUCUAAAACACAAACCCUUACACUAGCGACUAUAGGAUAUAUGGCACCAGAUGAGAAUGGUUUUGGUGCCAAAGUGAAUUGCAUGUUAAGCAUCAUGAAUUUACCUUUGAAUUGUUCCAUGGAAUCACCUGAACAGAGGAUCAAUAUGAAAGAUGCCUUGGCAAAACUCAGGAAGAUCAGAUUGCAGUUUCAGCAAGAUGUAGGAGGUCCUUAAAUAAAUGGUGUUGUGAUGUAUGUUACUUAUGCUCUUAAUUUGUUGUUUAUGAUCUUUCUAGUUGAUGAUUAUCUAUCUAGUUAAACUUU
Molecule: messenger RNA, 2084 nt
Organism: Mangifera indica (mango)
Lineage: Eukaryota; Viridiplantae; Streptophyta; Magnoliopsida; Sapindales; Anacardiaceae
Product: receptor kinase-like protein Xa21
Exons: 4
Coding region: 1-1995 (664 amino acids)
Biological process (GO): protein phosphorylation
Molecular function (GO): ATP binding; protein kinase activity; protein binding
Source: RefSeq, a predicted model, not a curated record